GACGUACGUCACGAUAUGUCGGAGCACCACCGCGUGGCCGGUGGCUGGGGCACCGCGAGCCCGGGUAACCGAGAGGAUGCUUCCGGCGGUGCCGCCUGGUGGCCCUCCGGCCUGAACACCGAUCAACAGCAGCAACAACAGCAACAGCAACAACAGACUCUGCACCAGCAUCUGAUGAACCAUCAACAGCAACAACAGCAGCAGCAGCAGCAGCAGCAGCAACAACAGCUCGCACAACAGCAGCAGUCGCAGCACCACCAGGACAACGUCCGAAGUACUGCCGCCGCGGCGAACCAACAGCUCUUCUCCUACAAAAUGGCCUCCAGCUUCCAGAACCCGGCCACCACCGGCGCGGCAUCGAGUCCAGUGUCGACAUCCACGCCGGUCGGCGGCGGCGCCGCGUGCAUGAGGGGUGGAUACGAUUACAGGCUCGGUGCGGCGCCGGGUCCUGGACAAGGCGCCGGCGGCGGCGGCGGCGGCGGUGGCGGCGGCGGCGGCGGCGGCGGAGGCGGUGCGGGUGCCGGUGGCGGCGGCGCCGCCGGCGUACCCGGCACACCUUCCGCACCGCCGCCCGGCGUACAGUGGUGGUAUCCAGGCGGAGUCAUGGACGCCGCCGCGCAGAACAACCUGCACCAGCAGUUGCAGGGCCAGCAGCAACAACAGCAGCAGCAGCAGCAACACCUCUCGCCCAUUACCACGCAAACGUCCACGCCCCCCGUUAUGUCCCCGAUCUCACAUCCGCACGUAGGUCAACUAGAUUUCCGAUUAUUUCUGCAGCACCCGAUACAGCAGAUACCGCAAAAUAAUCUUCAACAAAAUAACGCUCAGAGUCUGCAGCGGGACAAUAUGCCGAGAGGAGGAAAAGAUUCGAAGCCAAGAGGACGGAUGACAGCGUACGCGUUCUUCGUCCAGACAUGUCGUCAGGAGCAUAAAAAGAAGCAUCCCGAGGAGAAGAUCGUCUUUCGGGAAUUCUCCAAAAAGUGUGCAAUGAGGUGGAAGACUAUGUCGGACAUUGAGAAGAAGCGUUUCCAUGAAAUGGCAGAGAAAGAUAAGAAGAGAUACGACACGGAGAUGCAGAAUUAUACGCCGCCUAAGGGAGAAAAUAAGGGUAGGGGCAAGAAGCGCAAACACAUCAAGGAUCACAAUGCUCCCAAGAGAUCGCUGUCCGCUUUCUUCUGGUUCUGUAAUGAUGAACGCGGUAAGGUCAAAAUGCUGAAUCCUGAAUAUGGCGUAGGUGAUAUAGCUAAGGAAUUAGGCAAGAAAUGGUCGGACGCAGAUCCCGAAACCAAAUCCAAAUACGAGGCUAUGGCAGAGAAGGACAAGGCUCGAUAUGAAAGGGAAAUGACCGCGUACAAAAAGAAAAUGCAAAACGACGGUGCUCCGAUGGUGGGAGGAGUGCAGGCGAACCAAACUGUAAUAAAAAGCGACAGCGAAGAGGAGUGGAAGGAAGGAGACGACGAAUAGCGGAUGCACGUCGAAAUUUCUUCAUCUAUCACCCCGUGUCCUUCAUCCUGAAAGCAUACCUCACCUACUGUACGUACCAUUGACCUUAGCGUGAGCGUACUUACACCACCAUUACUAGGAGAACAAAGCAACUAACCACCAAGCAACCUACCAAUCAACCAAGCUCUUCAACAAAUCCCCACCAAUCUCUCCUAAUUCUUUCCCCGAUUAUUUACGAUAAUGAUAAAGUAAUCCGCGCUAAUUAUGGUAAUUAUUUUAAAAGGAAAAACUGGUAUGCGUGAGUGGUGCGCGAGCAUGAGCGAGCGAGGAUCAUUGUGUGAGUGAACAUUUGUACUUUAACAUAUUGAUAGUAACGAUCAUGUAAAGCGGCUAGUAGGAUAGCGGAAGAUAAUGAAAGAAAAAAAGAAAUCAGAAUCAUGAGUAAAAAAGCAAAAGCGGAAGAGAUAAGGCGGCGGCGCCAAAGUGCCCGAUACUUUCUCUAUCCGGAUGGAAGGCGCAGGGGCUCAAUCAUUGUUGACUUUUUGCCCGUCGACGCUAUAUUACGAGCUAUGUAGCUUAGUUUACUAAUGACGAAACGCCGCGAUAAUGACGGCCCCGUUAGCGCGGGGAUCGGAGAUGUUAAUUCCUUUUAUCGUGUCCUUUCGGAUUUUUUUUAUCCGAAACAUGCGGAGAUCGUCCUCUUUAUCUUUUUUUUCACGCAGCCAUCAGCACGGGAGAGAGAGAGAGAGAGAGAGAGAAAGAAAGAGAGAGACCGCUCUCUCGGAUCCUCGUUCUCGUGAGGGGCAAGUCAUAUCGCGUCGUUGCAAAAUUAUAUAAUAUUACUUUUGGGGAUCUAUCUUUUUUUUUAAACUGAGUUCAAUUCCAGUUCAGUUCAGUUCUGUUCACUUGUUGCCAGCAUCGUUAUGGCAUGGAUCACAUAUAUAUACACUUAUACACAGACACGUAAAGACAAUUGUUGUAUAUCCUUGUACAGAGAGCUUCAUUUUUUUCUUUCGUAUACUUUUAGCAAAUCGAUCAUGUUGAGCGCGCGUGAUGGGGCAUGGGGCCGCUUUACGCAUAUUUGCGAAUAUAUAAUUGAUUUUAUCGAAGUACACACAUGUCUCUUGUAGUAGCUGUAAGUACGUUUAGAAUUAAGUAUACGUGUAUCUUAACGCAGACUUGAAUUCUCCGGCGACUCUCUCUACGUCUUUUUUAGCGUAACAAUGUAACUUUAUUUCGACAUUUACACGGCGGUGUUACAAGCCACGAGCCACCACGUGAUUGAGCCUUAAUUACGUAGCCGAUAAACGAUCGCUCCAAUGCGACGAAUCGAAUUGGGAGAAACUGGUGUGCGAGAGAGAAAGAGAGAGUGCGUGUGUAUGUAGCUCGAAGCUUCUCUAUUAGAUCGUUGCAUAUGAGAUGUCAUCUUUUUUAAAAAAGUGAACCUCUUAAUUAAUCAGAUCAUGUAUGUAUUUACAAUUCUUUUACACGAGCAUGUUACAGUACGAUCAUGAUUUACCGUUUUUUCUAAGUUGUAUUGAAUACACAAAAAAAAAUUGAAAAAUUUAGCAUAUUUUCUAUUUUAAAGAUAUUUCAAUUGAACAUUAAUAAUAUGAACAUUGUUAAUGUGCUAAUAUUACCAUUACUAUUAAUUCUAUCAUUAUUUUUAUCACUAUAAUUAUAUGAUUUCUGAACAAUGAUUUUUUGAUAAAUUAAGAAUUAAUUAUAAGGAUAAUUUAGAAAUGGUUUAUUGUAUAGAUGAAACACAAAAUGAAUCAUGUGAAGAAAAAUUAAUAACUGUAUACAAAAUUUAACGUCCGGAAUAUAAAGCUGGAAAUAUA
Wasmannia auropunctata (little fire ant) is the source of this 3284-nucleotide messenger RNA. RefSeq names its product high mobility group protein DSP1-like. Bases 16 to 1464 code for a protein of 482 amino acids. NCBI's taxonomy places the organism in Eukaryota, Metazoa, Arthropoda, Insecta, Hymenoptera, Formicidae. Gene Ontology annotation, molecular function: DNA binding, bending. Gene Ontology annotation, biological process: regulation of transcription by RNA polymerase II. The record is from RefSeq and is a predicted model, not a curated record. The transcript is spliced from 6 exons.